Paramecium pentaurelia is the source of this 3596-nucleotide messenger RNA. NCBI's taxonomy places the organism in Eukaryota, Ciliophora, Oligohymenophorea, Peniculida, Parameciidae. The record is from the annotation of a GenBank genome assembly.
AUGAAUUAGUCUAAUUCUAAAAUAGAAAAACAAAUCAUAUCUCCUAAACAAUAAUGUAUGCUUCCAAGUCUUUAUUGUGAUUACAGUGCAAGGAAAAAAUAAAAAUUAAAGACUUAUUUUCGAUAAGAGUAAUGUUCUUCAAUAAGUCCUAAUAAACAGAUUAUCAAGACAUAAAGAGAUCUUUUGAAGCAAAUUGAUUCUGAAAGAAAUUCAGAACUUUAUUCUUUUGAAGAUGAAGUUAGCAGAUCUUUUAAAUUUUAAAGAAAGUCAAGAUUGCAUCAAAGAAAUAAAAUCUUGAAUCAGCCAAUUCAAAAUAAAAAACUUUUGUUAACAGAUACUACAUAAAUUGAAACAGAUACUCCUUAUUUUAAAGAUAAAGAAUCAUCUAUUAGUUAAUCUAAUGAUGAAAGUGAAGAGAAAAAUGAAAAUAAAAUUGAUGUAAAACUUGAAGGAGAGACUGGAAAAGCAUUAAAAUAGAUUAGCCAUAAAAUAAGUAAUUUUAUGUUUUUCAUUAUUUAAGAUCAAGAAUUAAACAAUUCAUUUUAUCAUUUUAUAAAAAAAUCUGAAAAAAUGAAAGAUUUAAUUCUAAAUUUUCAGCAAAAAGACAAUCUAAGUCCAAUUCAUUAUUAUUGCUUAAAUGAUAGCAUAUUUCCAAAAAGAAUUGAAUUGAAUAAAUAAGAUGUUAAAGAAAUUAAUUUAUCAGAUUUAGGAUUAACACCAAAAUAUAUUCCAUUGAUUAGAAAUUUAUUAAGCUAAAAACGAGAUAAAAAUAUCAAAUCAAUUGAUAUCAGUCAAAAUAAAAUUAAUGAAUGGUCAUUAAAGUUAUUAAUUGAUGUUUUUCCUUUAAAAGUCAAAACAAUCAAUUUAUCUCUUAAUUAAUUAAACCGUCGAGGAGCAGUUCUUUUGUCUGAACAUUUAAAAAACUUUGAAAAGUAUAAUACAAUUAUUACUCAGUCUGAGGUUCUUGAAUUUAAAAGGAAAUCAAAUAGGGGAUAUAGGAACUGUAACAAUUUUAGAAGCAUUAAAACCAAGUUUGUAAAUAAAAAAAUUAAAUUUAUCAGACAAUGCUAUUUCUGAUUCCAUUAGCUAUGAAUUAAAAGAAUUUAUUAUAAAAAAUUAAUCCUUAUAAGUUAUAAGUCUAAAUUGGAAUUAAUUAGGCCCUAUUGCUGGAUUAUUUAUAGCAAAAGGAUUAAAUUACAAUAAAUCAAUUAAGGUAGUAGAUUUAAGUUAUAAUAAAAUUGGAUAGAGUGAUAAUAAUUAUGAAUGUAUUAAGGAAUGGUGUUCAUUGUUGAGUAAUACAUAUACAGAAUUAAUUCAUCUAGAUCUAUCUUAUAAUUAAUUUAAUGAGAAAUAACUUCAAUUAAUUAAUUAUUCAAUUUUAAAGAAUUCUCGUUUAUAUGGAUUACAUGUUGAAGGAAAUAAAUGUUUGGCUCAUGUAGAUCCUUUAGGAUUUAUAUAAUUUCCAUAAUAAAUCAAAGGAUAAUAAAGUAUGUAGCCAAAACAUUAAAAUAUUGAUGGUGUUAAUUUUAUACCUAUGUUAAAUGAGAAUGAAAAUGGAUCUGAUUGUUGUUGGAUUUGUUAAGGAUGGAUGGAAUAUCAUUUUAUUUAUGAACCUGAACCAGAAGAAUCUAAAACUGAUUCUAUUUAUUUGCAUUUAGAUUUUUUAGAGUAAAACCAUUUGAGUAUAUUAGUUUCAAACCUAUAUCUAUGACAACAAGUAAAGAAUUAUGGAAAUAAAUAAGUAAUAAAUUUAACAGUACUACAGUAUUGGAAGAUUUAACAACAGGAGAAAUAAUUCAUUAAUUAAAAUAUGCUUUUAGUGCUGGUAAAAUAAUUACAAUGACUGCUAUAAAUGAUGCUUAUACAGAAGAUAAUAAAAUUAAGGAUGACAUGAAAUCAAUCUUAUCAGAAUUAAAUUCAAAGUUUUUUUUCACUUCAUAUUAAAUGUGUCCUCCUAAUUAAAAAAUACUUUAUUUUUUUUCAAAUCCAACUGGAAAAGGAAUAUUUAUUAAUCCAAGAUUUCCAAUAAUAUAAUUAAGAUCUAAUGAAAAUAUUGAAUUGAUUAUGGAUAAAGAGAAAGUAUUUUUUUAUCCUGAUGGAUCUCAGAUAUCAUUAUCUCAAGUAGAUCAAGUUAAUUAUUUUUAAACUAAAUAAAUGUUUGUUAUAGAUUAAAAGAAUUAAUACAAACCUUUAGUAAAAGUAAUUCCUAGAUGUUUAGAUAAUAAAUACUUUUUAAAAAGAUUUGCUGUUGAUGCAUCUAAACAAAAAUCAAAUUUAAUUUAUUGGUAAAAAGAGUAAUCAGCCUUUAAAUCUUAUUAAGGAGACACUCAAGAUGUUUUGGAUGAAUGUUUUUAAUUUGAUUGGACUUGUAUGGGAAUAUAACAUUUUCUAAAAAAUGAAUAAGAAGUAGAAAAAGUAAUUGAGAUUAUGAGAUCACAUUAUCCAAAACUAAAAGAUAUUUAUAAAUAUUAUUCAAGUUUUGGAUAUAAUGUAAAUAAAUAAUAGAAUGGUUAUCAAGUAGAAACAUUCAAUAUUCCUUUAAAUUUAAUUUAUGAUCUAACUUAAGAAUUACUACCUUAAGAUAUAUAAAUUGAAGAAGUAUAAUCUUAAGUUAAUUAAAUUAAAUACAAUUGUGAUUCCAAAUUUAUAUAUAAUCCAGAGAAGGGUUUUGUUAGAUAUUAAUUUAUUGAAUUUAUUUUUAGAAUAGCUUUAUUAGUAACAAAAUAAAAAUAGAAACCUAAAUAAAUUGUAGAUGAAGUUUAUCGAAUAUUUUAAGUAUUGACAGAAAGAUUUGCAGCAUUUGAUAAUUAAUAGUAAUGGAGAGAAGAACGAUUAUGGACUAAAGAAUGUGGAAAUUUAAUUUAUAUAAAAUAAGGUUUUAUUUAAAGAUUACAUGAUUAUGUAGCAUGUAUUAAAAAUAAGAAAUGGACAUUUAAAUUAAAAUGGAUAGCAUUAACAGAAUUUAUAGACUUUUGUAAUUAAAUGGGAUUUUAAUAAUUUUUGAGUGACACUCAAUUAAAAAUCAUUUAUAAUUUUGCAAUGUAAACUCAUUAGGAUGAAUUAACUUAAGAUAGACAUUUAAGAAUGUCAACUGUUGAGUUUACAGAAGCUUUAGCUAGAAUAGCUGAAUUUAUUAGUCCAAAUGAAAAUGAUAUUAAUAAUAUUUCAAUUAAUAGAUUGAUACUUCCCUUACAUAUUAAAUUAGAAAACCUUUUAACUCACAUUUUUAAUACUUUAAGAAUUCUUAAGUAUUUAUAUUUAUAUAUAAAGAGUGAAUAACUUUGAGAAUUUUAGUAUAUACUUUAGUUUAAAUCCAAUUCCAAUUUUACCAAAAGUUCAUGAACUUUAAUAAGAUUAAUAUGAAUGUACAACCUAAGAAUUGAGAAUUUAUAAUACUCUUUCUUAUUUGAGUAAUACUUUUAUUUAUUUUAUUAGAAAUGUUUAAAAUUCCUUAUUUGAAUCCAAAUUAUAAAUAAUUUUUGGAAAUACCUUUUUAAUUAGUUUAAAAUUAAAAAUAAAAGAGAAGUAUAGUAGAAAGAUAGAUGACUCAAAAAUAGAAACUCUUAAAGUUGAAGGCUACAUUAUAAUUACUAUGA